This is a messenger RNA of Ectocarpus siliculosus, 1122 nucleotides long. The record is from the annotation of a GenBank genome assembly. Lineage: Eukaryota; Phaeophyceae; Ectocarpales; Ectocarpaceae.
GUAACCACAGCAUCCUGCCUUCGUUUUGUCCCUCCAGCCUCAUCGGUCCGAAGUGUGAGAGUGCUUGAAAAUCGGGUCCCGGCCUUGUAUUUCAGGACCAAAGAGCCAGAGUCAGUGAACCUUUGGGAGUGGCCCCAGGGAUACGGUAGCCUACGACUGCCGGUGUGGUCCCACCGCUCUCUGCCCACAACAGGCAGGUGCUGCAACAGGCCUGUUGUGCCAAACACCGAGGUUUUACCACAAGCACGCCACCGUCCUAAGGACUUUUUCGGGGUGCAAGUGUCUGUGGUGUAGGAAUCGCCAACAGCCAACUGCCCAGGAAGCAUCAAUCUUGCGAGGGAGCGCAAAGCGGUAGCAGAGGCUACAGCAGCAGCAGCAGCAGCUGAGAGAUGGAGGGCUCGGGCCCGCGGCUAUCAGAUGAGGGGCACAAGAUCUACCGGAUUCGGCAGACGUGCAUGAAGAUGCUGGAGAAGCGAGGCUAUAACGUGCUGCAGGAGCACGUCUCAAUGACGUCGGAGGCGUUCUUGCAGCAGUACGGGCCCGAGCCCAACAGACACGACUUGACGCUGCUGGUAGAAAAGGUAGACGAUCCGAUGGACCAGAUCUUCGUCUUCUUCCCCGACGACGAGAAGGUCGGCGUGAAGCCUAUCAGAAGCUACUCGGAGAAGAUGCUGGAAGAGGAGGUCAAGAGGGCCAUCAUCGUCAUCAAGGGCGGCAUUACUCCGUUCGCCAGGUCCGCCAUCCAAGAACUCUGCGCCCAGCGAGAGGUCCAGGUAGAGGACUUCAAGGACGCGGAGCUCAUGCUGGACAUUACGGAGCACACGCUUGUGCCGGAACACCAGGUGCUCUCAUCGGAACAGAAGGCAGAGCUGCUGAAGCGGUACAAGCUGAAGGACACGCAGCUGCCCCGGAUACAGUCGACGGACCCAGUCGCGAGAUUCUUCGGAAUGCAGAAAGGGCAAGUGUGCAAGAUCACACGACCUAGCGAGACGGCAGGGCGAUACGUGACCUACCGCCUCUGCAUUUAGAUGUGUUUUUUUUCUGAUUUGAAUGUUAAAGAGGCUGCUGUCGACCACAUCCAGCUGUGCGUGCGCGAACUAGGUCGUUAUCGGUGCAAUGCGU